Molecule: messenger RNA, 1602 nt
Organism: Hordeum vulgare subsp. vulgare (domesticated barley)
Lineage: Eukaryota; Viridiplantae; Streptophyta; Magnoliopsida; Poales; Poaceae
Product: S-adenosylmethionine decarboxylase proenzyme-like
Exons: 2
Coding region: 31-1302 (423 amino acids)
Biological process (GO): spermine biosynthetic process; spermidine biosynthetic process
Cellular component (GO): cytosol
Molecular function (GO): adenosylmethionine decarboxylase activity
Source: RefSeq, a predicted model, not a curated record
GCCGGAACGAAGUCUAGUAGUAGUAAUUCCAUGUACGAAGCUCCCCUCGGUUACAAGAUUGAGGACGUUCGCCCGGCCGGAGGAAUCAAGAAGUUCCAGUCUGCUGCCUACUCCAACAUGGAAAUGUCUUUGGCUGACUGCUGGGGCUCUGCCCCUGCCUCCCCUAUUGGGUUUGAGGGCUACGAGAAGCGCCUUGAGAUAACUUUCUCCGACGCGCCUGUCUUUGCGGACCCCUGUGGCCGUGGCCUUCGCGCCCUCUCUCGCCAGCAGAUCGACUCCUUCCUCGAUCUUGCACGGUGCACCAUUGUGUCCCAGCUCUCGAACAAGCAGUUCGACUCUUAUGUGCUCUCGGAGUCGAGUCUCUUUGUGUACUCCCACAAGGUUGUCAUCAAAACCUGUGGAACCACAAAGCUUCUGCUGUCGAUUCCUCGCAUCCUCGAGCUUGCUGCGGAGCUGUCGCUGCCUCUUCUUUCUGCGAAGUACUCCCGCGGGACGUUUAUCUUCCCUGGCGCGCAGCCCGCGCCUCACCGCAGCUUCUCGGAGGAGGCAUCCGUCCUGAACGACUUCUUUGGUGGCCUCAAGUCUGGUGGCAAUGCGUACGUGAUGGGUGAUGCGUUCACGCCCAAGAAGAUGUGGCACGUCUACUAUGCCACGGAGGAGCCUGAGCAACCCAUGGUCACGCUCGAGAUGUGCAUGACUGGGCUGGACGCAAGGAAGGCUGCGGUGUUCUUCAAGAACUCUGCCGACGGCGGCUGCUCCUCGGCCAAGGAGAUGACCAAGGUCUCGGGGAUCUCUGCUAUCAUCCCCGAGAUGGAGAUCUGCGACUUCGACUUCGACCCGUGCGGGUACUCGAUGAACGGCGUCUGUGGCCCUGCAGCCUCCACGAUCCACGUCACUCCAGAGGAGGGCUUCAGCUACGCCAGCUAUGAAGCCAUGAACUUCAACCCUGGCUCCCUGGUUUACAGUGACCUGAUCAAGAGGGUGCUGUCAUGCUUCCGUCCGUCAGACUUCUCAGUCGCCGUCACCAUCUUCGGUGGCCACGGCUUCGCCAAAUCAUGGGCGACCAGUGCGGAGGUUGGCUCCUCCUACCUAUGCGAUGAUGUCGUCCAGCAGGAGCUUCCAGGCGGUGGCCUGCUCAUGUACCAGAGCUUCAGCGCGGUUGCCCCUGGCGCCGUGUCGCCGAGGUCGACCUUGGACGAUGGCUGGAGCAGCGACGGGAUGGAGACGGCCGUGCAGGGCGAGGAGGCGUGCGUCUGGGGAGUGAAGAAGAAGUCUGCCGGGAAAGAUGUCGUCGCUGCCUGAGAGAAAUCCAGAGACGUCUGAAGUCUCUGAGAUGGUAUUCUGCUAUGGUAGUAUCGGUUAAGCAGCUGGCCGGGUGACCGGCAAAGCGUAUCUUGUCUACUGUUUGUUUUUAUCUAUUGUUUCUGCUGAAUAAGUGCUCUAGAUGGUCUGCUGCGUCUGCCAUAAUGAGCGAAGUAUAUUUGUUUCUGUCGCCGAUGCUCUUGUGGGGAGAAUGAUAUUGUAACUCGACUGUGUUCAAACCAAUGUUGGAGUUAUCCGUUAAUCUUGUCAACUUACAAUAAAGUUGCGAGUUAUGUUUGA